AUGGGUAAUGAUUUAGAGACUGCCAGUGGCGAUGGGUUUGCGCCUGUCACGGCUGAUAGCGUUACCAAAACAGCAAUUGGAUCAGGGGUGCGUGCAGCAGCUGCAGGGACACAGUCAGGUCGUAGACGGGUGUUAGUAACGGAUUUUGAUGACACCAUUACGACUAAGGAUACCGUUGGGAUUCUGCAGUCCCUUUCCCGGUGCAAAAGCCCUCCGAUGACGUACUUCUUCGAGUUCUAUCUGGCACAGCCGUGUCCGGCACGUGAUAGCUCGGUGCAGGAUCUGUUGGAGCGUGAGCUGGACUACCAAAGGAGGGCACGCAAGCGCGGUGUGGCGGCACUGGAAGAGUUGGAGCGGUUUGAUUACUUCAAGGAUGUGCCAGUUGUGGACGUUACGAGGUUGCCGUUGGAGGAGAUCGAAAGGCCGGGUUACAGAGAGGCGGUUGGGCGGGAGCGGGGGUUGUUUGAUGAUAUGUAUGUUUUGUCCCUCAACUGGAGUCGGGAGUACAUUCACCGUUUCUGUCCGGCGGAGGUUCCGUUGAGUCACGUGCUUUGCGAUGCGCUUUUGGUUGAUGAAGGUGGUGAGACGUACACGGGGCGGUUCAGCAAGAAGUUGGUUGCUGGGGCGGACAAGUAUGAUGUGAUGGGCAGGGAGAUUUUGCCUGCGGUGGGGGAUGCGGAAGUGUGGUAUGUUGGAGAUAGUGAUCCGGACUUGUGUUGUAUUUUACGGCCGGGGGUGCAGGGUGUUAUUAUGUACACUAAUGAUAAGAGGUUUGGCGAGGUUCUUGAGGUGCUGGGGGCGGAGAGGCCUGAGGAGGAUGAUUGGGAGUAUUUUGGCGUGCAGGAGGGUGUCUGGUGUGUGAGAAACUGGGUUUCGUUAUGUAAGCUUGUGGAAGCGCAGUCUCUGGGCGGGUAA
This is a messenger RNA of Eremothecium cymbalariae DBVPG#7215, 915 nucleotides long. RefSeq names its product Cto1p (gene CTO1). The coding region runs from base 1 to 915 and encodes 304 amino acids. The record is from RefSeq and is a predicted model, not a curated record. The transcript has a single exon. NCBI's taxonomy places the organism in Eukaryota, Fungi, Ascomycota, Saccharomycetes, Saccharomycetales, Saccharomycetaceae.